Emiliania huxleyi CCMP1516 is the source of this 571-nucleotide messenger RNA. RefSeq lists its product as hypothetical. Lineage: Eukaryota; Haptophyta; Isochrysidales; Noelaerhabdaceae. Gene Ontology annotation, biological process: protein phosphorylation. The transcript is spliced from 3 exons. The record is from RefSeq and is a predicted model, not a curated record. The annotation marks the transcript as partial. Gene Ontology annotation, molecular function: protein kinase activity; ATP binding.
GCGCAGACGCGAGGCAAGGCGGGCACGCGAGCCUACAUGCCGCCCGAGGCGCUCAGUGGCGGCUGGUACACGCUGACCUUUGACUGGUACUCGCUCGGCGUGACUCUGUACCAGCUGCUUCACGACGCACUUCCCAGCGAGGACGGCCUCGCGGAGGCGGCGAGCGAGGAGGAGGAGGAGAGGCCUCGCCGCGCGUCGCUGUCGGGCAUGCGGUCUAGCGCUCCCUGGGCCACCGCUUCGCCCGCCGGCCGGGCUUUUGUCACAUCCCUCCGGCACUCCGACGCCGACGCGCGGCUCGGCGCGGGCGGCGCGUCCGAGGUGCGUGCCCACCCCUUUCUAGCCGGGGUGGACUGGUCGGCGAUGCAGGCGGGAGCUGUGCCCGCUCCCUUUCUGCCGGCGAGAUCGACCGCCAACUUUGAGCUGCACGCAGACGACGUGCUCAACACACUCGACGGCGGCCUCACUCCUGGGGCCCGCAAGUGCCAGCCGCCCGCUGCCGACGAUGCAGAUUUUGCAGAGUGUGUGCCGUGGGCAAGGCCGGCGUCGGCCGCGUGAGACCGUGUAAGUGUUG